Messenger RNA from Lymnaea stagnalis (great pond snail), 18490 nucleotides. The record is from the annotation of a GenBank genome assembly. NCBI's taxonomy places the organism in Eukaryota, Metazoa, Mollusca, Gastropoda, Lymnaeidae.
AACUUCAAUUUUAGUCCAAGAUCAAGAUCCAAGUCUUAUAAACCCCUCAAUGGUUUUUCCGUAUUUUUUAUCAUUAGUGUAUAAAUAUUCAGUUGUUAUUUAAGUUUGUGUGUGACUAAAUUACACAGUGUUGGGGAUGGGGCUUAUGCAAUGAGAUUUGGAGGUUUCUCUCCGAAUAUUCCUAUUCAACCGGAAGUAAUUCCUCCUCUGAUGCAAGCGCGACUUGACCUUGCAGUUAAUGCUGUUAUAUAUCCACACGUGCAGAGCUUUCAAUAGAGGACAGUCAACUGAUUGAAGAUCUAACUCUAAAAAUGCCUUCUGUGACGAAGAAUGUGAGUAUCUUAGGCAAUAAUACGUAUUCCCGACGUUUUUUUAAAGAAACAGACGCGUGAGUUCAAAGAAUUUAAGAACUUCCUUCAGCUUCGAAAAAAAUAGGAAAGUAGGCUAUCCCACGGCCACACUCCACGCCGCACUAAAAAAUUUGAAAUUGUCAUCUGCCAUUCACUAUUAGUAUUUUAGCCAGAGUAAUAUAAUAGUCUAAAUAGCCAACAGCUUAUUCACAUUUCAUUUAUCGAACAUGAUCACUCACGAGCCUAACUGAUGAUGAAACAUAAAACUAAAACGUAUGAUACUAUCGGAUGGGAUGAUAUUGAUGCGUAAUAGAUUCCAACUGAAACUCUUGCACUCUUACUCUCACUUGUACUCUUAGAUAAGUAUACAUUAUGAUUAUACAAAUAUCAAAUUUGUAGAAGUAGACUUACUGUAACUUAGCCUACUUAUUUCAAUUUAUUUAUUUCUGAAUUUCAUCAGUCAUAAUUCUAAGACAAAACUUGAACAUUGAAUGCACUAUCACUAUAGACUAUAGUAGCUACUUUGACUUUGACACAAAAUUUAAAUAUUGUCUGAUUGCCAUGAAUCAUACAUCAUUUUAAUGGUCUAGCUAUAACCUUUAUAACAACACCAAUUUCAUCUUUCUAUCUUUUAUAGAAGUGGAGUUAUGAUUUUUUGUGUGAUUUUUUACAACCCCCUUCUUUAUCUUUGUGUAGAUACUUUGGUCAAAAAUGUAAACAUUUUUAAAAAUAAACCAAUGGCACAGUUGAAUAGAGCUAAUUUUAAACAUAAUUAUAACACCAAAAUCAUAUUUUUAGCUGUUGUAGUUUUAAAGUUAUGAAUUUUUAAAGUACGACUUGGUUUGUCAUUUUUUAACAUAGACUGCAUCUCCACAUUCUGUGACCUCAUUCCACUGAUCGCGUCAUGCGCAAUGACUAUAUAGUUUAUAUAAGGCAAUGCAUUCCCUUAUCACUAAAAUACUGUUUAGGGUCGACUUAUUUUAAACUUUCAACUUUGGCACAUGAAUAAUUAAUAAAAGCUUUCCCUGACCAAUGGUUUAAUAGCUUUUGCACACGGCAAACUCUUAUGAAUGAAACUCUGAGAUAGUACUACGACGUAGCCGUUAUGCAAGUGGCUGUGAAUGGUUGCCAAUGACAACGUGUUGCACAGGGAAAAUUCUGAUCAUUUAUAUUAUGGACUCUGCAGGGUUUUUAAAGCUCAAAUUUAAAAAUUUCCAGUUUAAAUGUCUUCAAAAUGCAUUCUGAAACACAAAAUAUAAAAUAUUUUGAUGUAUAUAGUGGUAAUAAUUAAAUAUUUCCUAAGUAUCGGCAACUUCCGCCAUUAAAAAGGGGGCGUGGCCCACGCCAUGUCGAAAUUAGGCUGAGCCACCUUAUGGUGAUAUGGGUCACUGUGACAAGUGUAACAAACGUGAGACACGACCUACAUCAAUGAAACUUGGCACAGAUAUAGAUCAAUAUCUAAUGCUCAUACAGAUUUAAUAAAAAAGGACCUUAUCUUAUUAUUUCACAAAAAAUUUUGUAUGCGAAGAUGCCUUAUAUAUACCAAAGAUUUUCAAAAUAAAGGUCGAUUGAAAAAAGCAAAAUAGCUGGCUAGAAAUGUAGGCCAAGAUGUCUUCCAAAUUAUAAGGCCGGAAACGGAACUCAAAUAUAUGUGGAAAGAACUAAUUUAAUAAUAAAUAGACACACACAUCGGAAAAUUAAAAACUCGGAUUUUUCGGCGCCGACGCCCAUUUCCGAUACAAAAAAAAUAGUAGUCUCCCUUCUUUCAUCGAAGUAUCUACUUUGUGUUUAACCGAAAAAACUUGUGACCCACUUUCCAAAUUUCUGCCUUAUUUUGCCCCAAACUUUUUUAUUUUAAAAGAUAAUGCAACCAAAUUUUCAGGAGGCAUUCUCAAUGCAGUAUACAACAAAAUAAACAACAAAACUUUUAUAUAACAUGAAGACUUUUAUUUUUUAUAUAUAUAUUUGAGAGUAUGUUAAGAAAAACAUAAGCAGAAAAGUAGGAAAAAUUAACAUUUGUAAAGGAAAAAACAAAAAAAUAACAUGUUUAUUGUAUUUUAAUGAAUAAUGUGCUUACAUUUUAAACCAAUUCUUAUAUUUAUGAAAGGUAAGUAGAAGUCUUUUUUGUUACAAUGAAUUUGAAUGCAUAAGAUUAUAAACAAAAACUACUUACAUCACCAAUAAGACUAAAAGGAGCAUAUCAGUACCGGGGUAUGUGAUUAAAUUAAGGUAAUGGGGAUGUUAUGCCUGUCAUUUUUAUAUUUAGACUGCUCUUCAAACUGCUUGGUCUUGUUGAUAAAUCCAUGAUCUCUCUUUCAUAUACUUUGUCUUUGUCCAAACGUGCUUACUUGUCAAUGGAAGGACUUCUUUAAUAGAAAAUUAAAAUUUAUUUUCUCCGAUGUCUGAAUGAAACCAAGAAAUAACAGCUAAUCAUAUCCUGAAUCUACAUAAUUUCUUCUUUUUAAUAUUAUUCAAUUUUUUUGUUUGGUAAAACUAAUUUCUUUUAGUUUUAUUUUAUUAGAAAUAUUAUAUAUUUGCCUAUGUAAACUGUCUUUGAGCCUUAAGAAUAAUUACUAAGUUAACUAAGACUUGGUUAACUUAAUGAUAUUUGUUUAUUUGAUGUCUUUAAUUUAUAAUUAAAUGCUUUAUUAAUGUUUUUAAAAUACUAACUUAAAUUAGGCCUGUAACUGUAUGAGUAAAUGCAGUUGUAUUAAUGGAAUUGAAUAGUAUUUUAGUUUAUUAGUAAUAAUACAUUUACAUGGGUAUCAGUAUUAAUUAAUAUUAUUAGGCUUAGGCCUAGGCCUAUUACUAUUAAAAUAUACACUAUAAUAUCAUAUAUUCUCUUAUAGGAGUAAUGUCACUAAUUAGAGAAUAGCAUUUAUUAUUAAGAUAAUUUAACUAUUAUUGAUUCAAUAAAGAAGAUCGGAUAAAAUGUUUAGGCCUUCUCUCAUAAAAUUUCUAAACUUACUUACAUUAUUGUAUAAUAGUUUAUGUAAAUCAAGGGACAAAACUGGUCCGAAAUUCAACAGACUACACAAACUAAAAUUAAUUAAAAAAAUCUUUGAUUUACUGGUAUGUAAUAAUUUCUUAAAAUAUAGUAAAACUGUUUCCCAUCAAUUAAUUGAUAAGUGUUCCACGAAUUUUUGAAGAUGAACAUUAAUAGUCAUCUUUUUCAUAUUAAAAUAUUAAUGGCGAGAGCCAUUUCCGACAACCCAAUUUUUUUAUUUAAGGGGGGAUAACUGGUGAAAAACUCGAUUUUCCAAAACUGCGGGGUCUCUAACUUUUUUCAGCGAUCACUAUUAUUAACGAAAUAAAGUUAUUCCAUUUCGUGAAUAUAUGAAGCAGUAGCGCAGUAAAGUUGAAAGUGUUGGGCGAUUUUACAUUAAAAAGUAAUAAGCUAUUUAAGUACAUACCCGUACAUAAUAGUAAAUAAGUUGCCAGUACAAAGUCCAACCUGCGGGCAAAAUGGUGUCAAAUGUUUUGAAAAAAUAUGCGCUCACGUCACUGAUGAGGAACGCAAUUAUUUAAUAAACAAAGGUGACGUAGUGUGCAAUUUUCCAAAGAUACCGUGUAGCUGUACGCCAUAUUGUAGAACAAGUUUUAUCGACAUUUUUGGACAUGCGCAGAUCGGUGCGUCGACUAGUUUUAUAGUGCCUAACUAUAGAUAGUUUGUAAACUUACUUCUUCAGUUUAACUAAAAAUAAAUUACCACCAAUGACACUCGAAUAGCAUUUUUUCUAAAGGGACCCAGGUCUGAAAGCAGCAAUUUGGACCCGGGUCCCUUUGACUUAAACUGAAGAAGUAAGUUUAAAAACAUAUAUUCUAUUCUAUUCAAUUAUCUUUCAUUUGAUACCAAGUUUUGUCUUGCAAACCCAACAAUAACAUUAUAAAUAUUUUUUUAAAUAAAAUCAACAUCUCACUCUUCUCCGGGUCCGAAUAGCCUCUUCAUAGCUCAAACUGCAACCUGGGUUGCUUUUUAGUUUUGGUACCACUUAACGACCUUACUCCUUACAGUGCCUUGCCAGAGAGAACUUAGUUAAACAGCAUUAGUUGCUAAUGAUAAGUGAGUUUACAAACUAACAAACCAAUCAAUUUUAUGGUAAAUUUGGAGAGAUGGCACCAUGGCCGCCAUCUUGGUUGCCGCGGCCCCCAAACUUAUGUCCUAAAUGUAUCCCUAAACUUAAAAGUCUUACUAAUUACUGUUAGUUAGGCAUAGAACUAGUCAUGUUGGAGCUUGUUUAAUUCUUGAAUGAGACAAUUGGCUGCAGUCUUAGACUUAAUGUGAUUCAAACUGACAAAAUUCAACAAGUGAAUGUGAGACCUAUACCCAGAAGUCAAGACUCGAGUAGGCCUGAACCUAAUUACAAUUGUUAAUGUGAGUGACCAUCAUGCUAUGUAGGCCAUGAUAAUGAUGCAAUUUUUUAAUACUGUGACCUCAUACUAACAUUACAGCUCUUAAGACAAAUUUCCCUUACUUGUGGCAUUUGUGGACAUUUGGUUUGCAAUUGUCUGAUUUGUACAUUGAAACAUUGGCUUACUUAGUCAUUGAUGAGUUCGAGUGUGUAUGACUAGCCGAUUGCCAUGAAUGAUAAUCAUUUUAUAAAAACACCCAUUUUUGUCUUUCUAUCUUUUAUAGAAGUUGAGAUUUUUUUUAUGCCCCGCAUAUAAUUAUAAUAUAUAUAUUUUACCCCCAAAACAUAUGAGACAUUCCUAAUCUAAUAAACAACACAAAGAACAACAAAACUUUUACAUUACAUCAAUACUUUUUAUUUUGGAUAAUUUUCUUUGCAGGUAUGUUUAAAAAAUCAUGUACAGAAAAAUUAUUUAUAAAGGCAAAAACAAAAGAAUAACAUGUUCAUUGUAUUUUAAUGAAAUAUUAUUCAGUUAUAUUUAAAAUAAAUUCUUAUACUUAUAAAAAGUAAGUUAAAGUCUUUUUUAAAUGUUAAAUUGAAUGCAUGAACUUAUAAAUACGACUAAAAUCUCUGAAAGGACAAAACUAAUAUGAGCACACCAGUGCCGGUAUGAGAUAAAAUUUUAAAGGGUAAAGGGGGUGUUCUGCCUGUCAUUUUCUAUGUAGACAGCUUGAUCUUGUUGAUGAAUCCCACAAUAUCUCUGUCGUAAAUAUUGUCUUUGCCAUCAACAUCCAAACGUGCCUCUUAGUCGAUGGACGGAAUUCCACACAGUUCAAGAGAAAAUCGUACUCUGUACCUGAAAGAAGCAUAGCCAUAACACUUUUUUAUCAAUAUAAUUAUAAUCCUGAACGUACACACUAUCUAAAUUUCUUUUUAAUACUAUUCAAUAUUUGAGGUUAUUAAAAAAUGAUUUUUGUGUCGUGUUAACUGUUUUACUACGUCUGUAAAAACACAGCAUCAGAAUAUUUUAUUAAAUUAACAAUUAAUUAACAUUUAGAAUUUAAUACCUUAUUAAAUUUUUAAAAUGCAGAUUUUAAUUAGGCUUUUAUCAUUGUAAGAAUAUUAGUAAUUAGGCUUUUAUGAUCUUAUGCCUAUAAAUGGACUAUAAUAAUAAUGUUUAUUGUUAUAAUUUAUAAGUAGGCCUAAUUUAGUAAUAUAAUCCCAUAUGAUUAGGCAUUAAUUAGAGAAUAACUAUUAUUAUUAUUGAUACAAUUAACUGAUUUUAUAAAGAGUACCAAUAAAAUUUGUAGAUCCACACACAAUUACGCUUAAAUUCAUAAUUGACAGUGAUAAUAGCAAUUUCCAACAUCUCAAUAGAAAAAUAAUUAACUUUUAAUAUGACGACAUUUUCGUCCCCACCCCAAGCAGCUUGAGAAGCGCUUAACUUUUUGGGGAUUAUUUGAAAUUUAAUUACAUAAUAAUGUUUAAGCUUGUAAAUUGAGUGAGUUUCAUUUUAUCUAGAUCUCAUUAGAUUUUUUUUUACUAACUAAGGAGUAUAUUAUGAUAUAUGUUUACCGAAUCGCAAUGAUAAUCCUGUCCGUGUUACCGAAAAUAAUUUGUUGCGAAAAUUUCCUAGAAUCACCAGAACACAAAAACUGAUAUGUCACUGAUAAGGAAAGCAAUUGUUUAAUAAAAAAAAAAAAAAGGUGACUAGUAUGCAAUUUUCCAAAAAUACUGUGUAGCCGUUCACCAUAUUGUAGAACAAGUUUUUUUUUCAACAUUUUUGGAUAUGUGCAGACCACAUGCGUGAGUGGGUAUUGAGGUGCCAAGUAUCACGUCUUUGACUAACAUGCAGUUUAUAAUUAUUAAUAAUAUGUGGCAGGUUAUUUGUACCUCACAUUGUUUUAACAUUUAUUAUCUAGGCAUAUGCUAGGCACUUAAAGGUAAAAUAGGCUAUAUAGUUAUAGUACAUAUCGCAUAUAGGAAUAAUGAGCCUAUUAAUUAAUAAUUAUAGGCCAUUAUUAUUAUGGAAUUCAUUAGGCUCUAUAUGAAAUUCUAAAUCGUACAAAAAAGUUAUUAAUUCCUUAAAUAACAUCCGUCAAUAAGAUCAGAGCACUCGUAACUUGGGAUAACUUUUCUUCUUUUUUUUUUUCCAGUUAUGCAUUCUAAAAAUUUCUAUUCCAACUAUUCUGCACGGCUUGGUUAGAUUGACAUUGAAAUUAUAUGAUUGUAUCUGUAAACAGUUUUUUUUUUUUAAAUUAAUUUGUUUUGUGCAUAGACCAAGCUAUGCUUAUGGCAGGUCCAUUAAUUUAGGUCCUGGGACAAUAUUUAAAAAUGAAGUUUUUUUCUUUUUUUUUUUACAGUUAUGCAUUCUAAAAAUUUCUAUUCCAACUAUUCUGCACGGCUUGGUUAGAUUGACAUUGAAAUUAUAUGAUUGUAUCUGUAAACAGUUUUUUUUUUUUAAAUUAAUCUGUUUUGUGCAUAGACCAAGCUAUGCUUAUGGCAGGUCCAUUAAUCUAGGUCCUGGGACAAUAUUUAAAAAUGAAGUUGCAUCUUAGAGGUCUCGUUAUUAAGAUAAGGUUUGGUAAAAAUUAUUUGAUUAAUAAAAAAAAAUUGUUGUAGGUCAUUACUAAAAAGAGAGUAAUUAUUUUGGGAUAACUCAUUUAAUUAAUUAAGAAAAUUAAUUUCCAAGUGACUAAAUAAAAACUGAGCAGAGCUGCCACUCCUUGAUCACAUCCGAACUGUUAAAACUCUUACAAUUGUGGCAUACAAUGUACGAUUUUGUGGUGUCUUUCGAGUGUACGCCAAGACCUGUCAGAACUACAAUUACUACAAUUUUAAGAGACAGGCUUGAAAAUAUAUAAAUUGCAUUUUCUUUCUACACCCAUCUGCGAAUGGAUCCACUUAUAGGAUUUGUAAUGGACCAUCUAUAAUUAUAUUAGUUUGCCCUGAGAGGGGAAUGGAGUGUUGUUGAUUUAGGAGAUUUCGUGUACAAACAUUAGGUCAAAAAAAUUAACACCUCCAUCUUUUUGUAAUGGGGGUUGGGGGGUUUCCUCUGUAGAAGGUAUGUACGCUAUUCAAAAAUUCUACAGUAAUCAUCCUAAAAGUCAGAGUGUCAUAGUCAUAUCUCGUAUACAGUAAAAGUAUCACAGAUUGUUUUGUAAGAAUUAUCUGCAUAAUGUUGCAAUGUAUUUUCAAAAUGAACUGGCUAGAUAUACUCAGAAAGUACUAAAAAGUAGAAGAAUUACAGUAAUGUUCAGUCCACCUUAUUUUUUUUUUUUCCCGGCGCCUAUGCCAAAUGCAGGUUUUCACCAGCCUACUUGUGUUAAAAUAUAUAUCAAGUACACUUCAAAAAAGUUAAAUGAAGGGUUGGUUUAAAAUAAUUAUACGUCUGUUGGUCAGUAACCGCCAUAGAGUAACUGCAAACAGUAGUAAAGUGGUUUACUGAUAGUACUACAACCAAAGGAUGUCACAUUGGAUUAAAAGUGGAAAUAAAGUUGUAUAAUAUUGUGCAACGCCUCUGAGGAAGCCGCAUUAACCCAUAUAGAAAAAUAUGCACCCUUGCUGAUGCGGACCAGUAAUAUGUCUUUGUGAAGUAAUUGGGAUUUUAUAGCUUAAUUCACUCGUAAGUGCCUUUCUUAAGACGAUUUUGGCACCUAUUGUUCUUCUUUCCCCCAUUCUCAUGACCCUGUCCAAGGACAAGCACCUAGGGCGAUGCUGCUUAUGUUCUGGGUACCACUGUACGCGCAAAAUUGCUCGCGCAAAAUUGCUAGCGGUGAAAACUGUCACAUUUUGUUUACUUUAAUUAUAUAAAGAUUAUUUGAUUUUUCAAUUUUUUUUGUUUCAGGGAAGGGGGGAUGCAUCAAAAAAUUACCCUUGCAACAGAAGGAACGGGGGUGGGAGAGAAUUUGACUUAAUUUAGCGUACAAACUAUAUAGAUGGCCCUUCCUCGCAGUUUUUUGCUGUAUGAUGUAAUUUUAUGUCAUAGUUAUUUCAAACAGCUGCUAGAAAAUAGAGAUUGCAUUCUCAACUGUUCCGCAGCAAUAUUAGAUUUUCAACAUAUAUUAUAGGAUCUGAGGAAAUCUAUUUUUAGAAUGCAUAAAAUAUCUAUAAGAUUUUUUAACCCAACACACACACCACACGCCACCCCAACCCCCCCACCCCCCCCCCUUUUACAGCUUUUUAUCUGAGUUGGAACCAUGUAAAAGUUCACCAGUAACUUUAUUUUACCAGUGUCGGAAAGGGAUAAUUUGAUAUGCGCGUUCACCUAAACAUUAAUUUAUAUCUAUAGCAGAUUGUUAAAAACUUUUCUUCCUUAAUAGGUUCGUUGUCUAGGGGUUUAUUAUAUACACUUCACAACUAUAAUUCUUGUAUGAAAUAUCUUUAUUAAUCAAACUAAAUCCUCAACUGCCAUUACCGUAAGAACAACACUCCACAACCAUCUACCAUACUAAUACGUCAUAUCCUUUUCCACACAAUAGUCACAAGAUACCAAGAAUAAUGAAUAAAACAACACACAUAAUCUCAAACCAACACGCAAUCACACAAUACACUCAAGUCCCUAACACAGAUACACGUCUGCAAAACAAAGUGAACAAAAAUAGCAAUAUAAUCGUUGGUCAUCUACUUUUAGAAAUUACCCUUUUUAUGCCAUCUUAACUCGAUAUCACUAGAAAAGUGUUGUGAGUAGUUAUUGUGUACAUUAUUUAUACUAUGUUUACUUCUUUACUAUUAAGAUACUGUAUUUUAUGAUAUUGUACGAUUAAAGGAGUAAAAGGGAUAACAGGUCUGCACCAGCUAUUCAUUUAACCUUUGUUGUACAAUAAUUUAUGACAAUUCUGUUGACACUGUUUCAAAAACAAAAUUGUUUUUAAAACAUUUGUUGAUUAUUUCAAAUUGGGUCAAAUAUAUUUGUUUUAUUAGUUAAAAUAUUAAAUAUAAAAAUGUGUACUUCAUAUGGGCUGUGAAAACGGUCCUAGGUUAUGCCUGAAUGAAUCUGCCUGGUUUGUAAUCUUGUUAUUUUUCUUGUUUUAUAGGUAAUUAUUUUUCACGGUGCUUUUAGAAGAUGCAUGAUUCCCAAACGAUUCAAGUGAGUGUUUACCUACUUUUGAUAUAUAACUGUGAAUAAUUUUCAGUUUGGUCACUGCAAUGAAUGUGCAUUUUAUAACAUUUGAGAAAUAAAAGCUUUUACUCCCUGCUAAGUGUGUUGUCUAAUCCAUCCAUCCCUGUGGUGCUACAGCCCAUGUAGGGCUUUGGCCUGCCUCACUACUUUCUUCCACUCAGACCUAACUAAUGCCUUCCUUUUCCAUGGACUUUCAGCUGAUGUAGAUAUUUUUUCACAUCAUCUAUCCACCUAAGCCUAGGUCUGCCUUUGAGCCUUCUUCCUCUGGGGUAUUGGUGAUGUAGCCUCUUCGUACCUCUGUCAUUUGGCAUUCUCUCUAGGUGUCCUGCCCAGCGUAGCCUGCCUCUUUUUUAUUUCUGCCACUAUCGUGGGAUCCUGAUAUAGACUGUAUAAUUCCUGGUUGGUUCGUAUUCUCCAUCCAUAUUCAUCCUUUGUUGGCCCAUAUAUUUUCCUGAGAAAUUUCCUCUCCCAUGUGUUUCAUAGGUUUUUUGCUGUUUUUGUUAGGGUCCAAGUUUCACUUGCAUAUGUUACAACUGGUCUGAUCAAAGUUUUAUAAAUAGUUUAUUUGUUUCUCUUGUAAUGUUUAUACUUUUGAGUAUUUUUUGACUACUGAAGUAUGCCCUGUUUCCGGCUGAUAUUCUUUAUAUUAUUUCUGUUGGUAAUUUGUUUCUUUCAUUUAACAAGGAUCCUUGGUAUUUGAAUUGAUUUACUUUUUCAAAAGUUUGGUUUCUAAUUUUAAUUGUUUCAUCUGUUUGUUCCUCUCUUAUCAUGGACAUGUAUUUUGUUUUUUGGUUGUUAACUUCUAGCCCUGUUUGUAAAGAUGCGUCUUCUAAUUCAAUAAAGGAUUUUGAUGUCUUUUAUACUUUUCCCUAGAAGUGCUAUGUCAUCAGCAUAUGCAAGACACUGAAGUGGUUGGUUGUAGAGUGUGCCCGUUGGUUGUGGGUCUUGUCCUCGAGUGUCAAUGUGUGUUUCUAAUAACUCUCUCUAAUGUUAGGUUAAAGAGCAUACAAGACAGUGAGUCUCCCUGUCUUAGGCCUCGUCUGAUAUGGGAUUCCCUUGAAUAUUCUCCUUGAAUCUUGAUUUUGCUUUUUGAGUUGUUUAGUGUUACAUGUAUUAGCCUUGUCAGUUUGUCGAGUAUCCCAAACUCCUGCAGAGUCUCAUAUAAAUAGUUUCUUUUGAUGCUGUCGUAGGCCAUUUUAUAGUCUACAUAGAGUUGAUGUACUGGUAUAUUAAAUUCAUAGCAUUUCUCUAAUAGGCAUCUGAUGGUGAAAAUCUGAUUAGUGUUGAUCUGUUAGGCCUGAAUCCACAUUGGUAAUCACCUAGUAUUUCUUCAGUGUAAGGUUGUAGUCUUUUUGCAAUAAGCUUUGUCAGUAUUUUGUAUGUAACUGUGUUGUCUAAUAGCUCAUAUUUUAUUCCAUUUUAUUUUUUAUUUUUCCUUUGCAAUUGGCAGAUCAGACAAAGUCAAAGGACAUGUCAUAGGUAUAGAUUUGGGAACUACCAACAGCUGUGUGGCCGUUAUGGAAGGCAAACAACCUAAAGUCCUUGAAAAUUCUGAAGGUUCCAGGACAACACCUUCAGUAGUAGCCUUUACAAAAGAUGGGGAGAGACUUGUUGGCAUGCCUGCCAAGCGACAAGCUGUUACCAAUGCACAAAAUACUCUUCAUGCUACUAAGCGACUAAUUGGUCGUAGAUUUGAUGAUGCUGAAGUUCAGAAAGACUUGUAUGAUUUAUUUUAAUACAUUUGUGUAUUUAAGCUUGAAUUACAUUUGUAAAUUUAAAAAAUUAUUUUUUAAAAAGAAAAAGUAACAUAUUUUUUAAGUUCCUUAAAGUAAUUGUUGGCAAAGUGAUGUUAAAAAUUCUAAUUUUUCAAUUUUCUUAAAUUAUUACAGAAAAAAUGUUCCAUACAAAAUAGUUAAGGCAUCUAAUGGAGAUGCUUGGUUGGAGGCUCAAGGAAAACUUUAUUCACCAAGUCAGAUUGGAGCUUUUGUAUUAACAAAAAUGAAGGAAACAGCAGGUUCUUAAAUUAAUGCAUUUUAAUUUACUUAUGGAUUUUAAUCUAAAUCAAUUCAGCUAAAUGAAAUAAGUUGUUUUUUUAUUCUAAUUUUAUAAUUUUUUUUUUUUUUUUGCUUUAUAAUAUUAUUUAAUAGUAAAGUAUUCCUUUUCAAGUGGGUCACAUAAUUAUAUUUUUUUCACUUUCUACUGAUUAAUUCAAUGCUUUUUUAUUUACAAAAACAACAGAAAGUUAUCUUGGAACUAAAGUUAAAAAUGCUGUAGUCACUGUUCCAGCCUACUUCAAUGAUUCUCAGAGACAGGUACAAUUUUAUUUCAAAACAUCUACAUUUUAAAUAUUGUCUUUAUUGCUUAAAAUCAUGAUUUUUUUUUUAUUUUGUCAACUUGAAAGUGAGAUCAUUAUAGCUUUAUACAAUUUUUUUUUUAAUAGUUGAAAAUUCUACAGAAAAUUGCACUAACAUCUUUUUAAUCUGCAAUACAGGCAACAAAAGAUGCUGGUCAAAUUGCUGGGUUGAAUGUUUUGCGUGUGAUCAAUGAGCCAACAGCAGCAGCCCUUGCCUAUGGAAUGGAUAAAACUGAUGAUAAAGUGUAUGUGCAUAUUACAUAAUCACAAAAUUAUCCACAAACUGCUCAAAAACCUUUUUACUUUUGCCAAGGUUUAUGCUUGUAUCAGUUCAAAAACAAUGUAAAAAAUCAGACCCUAUCUCUUGCCAGGAAAUAAAUUAGUAUAUUGUGUGCAGAUUUUUAAGGAUAUCAUUUUGAAAAUUUCUGCUUUAAAUUAUUAUUAAACUAUUUUUUUCUAUAAUAUUGUAGGAUUGCUGUUUAUGAUCUGGGUGGAGGAACAUUUGAUAUUUCAAUUCUGGAAAUCCAAAAAGGCGUCUUUGAGGUCAAAUCAACUAAUGGUGACACAUUCCUAGGAGGGGAAGAUUUUGACAAUGCUUUAGUCAAUUUCUUGACAGCAGAAUUUAAGAAAGAGGUACUAUUUUGAUGUUUUAAAAGUGAUUUGUAAAACAUGAAAUAAAUAUUUUUGAGCACAGCUAACUAUUUGUAGUUAUAUUAAGUUUAACACUUCCCACUUAACUUUACAGCAAGGAAUUGAUAUUACAAAGGACUCUAUGGCAAUGCAGAGAUUAAGAGAAGCAGCCGAAAAAGCAAAGUGUGAGCUUUCUUCCUCCAUGCAGGUAAAUGAUACACUAAAUUACUAAAUUAUAUAAAACCAUGCAGUGAUGCUUAUUUUUCGUCAUCAGUAUUGCUCACGGUAAAGUGGUGACAUAUUUUGUCUGAGCAUGGGUUCGGAAAAAAAUUAUUUGAUUUAACUUCAACUCAUUUAAGUUCACAUGAUAUGUAAUUAAUAUUAGCAGGUGUCAGUGUCUUGGUAUGAAAUAUUUUUCGAAGUUUAACAUAGUUAUUGCCUACCCCUUACAGAUUCCCACCAUUAAAGCAUACAAUAUUACCUUUAUGUAUUUAAAACAUAAAUGGAUCUAACAGGCUUUUUCAUUUUGUCCAUUUUAAAAUUUUCAUGAGUAUAAAAGUGUUGACAAUCAAUGUUGUUUUUUAAUACGCCAGAAACAUUUGGUUCAAUGAACACUUUGUUUCUUCUUAAUAACAUGUUGCUUGUUAAGUCUUGGCUUACACAUUACUUAAAUUACAUUUUCAUAUGCAAUGGUUAUUUUUUUUAUUGCUUUUUUCAAUGGAUCCAUACCAAUUUAAUAUUUCUAGAAAUUAUCCUGUUUAUUUGAAAAUACUCAUGCUAUGAUGUUGAUUUUUCGUCAACAGUAUUACACAGUAAAAUGGUGACAUGUAUGUCUGAGCAUGAGUUUAUGUAACAUUAGUUUAUAUCUUAUAACAUUUUAAGUUGUUGUUUUUUUUGUGUGUUAAUGUUUAUUUUAAUUUUCCUCCAUUCAAUAGACUGAUAUAAAUUUGCCAUAUCUGACGAUGGAUGCCUCAGGCCCAAAGCACAUGAAUCUUAAACUUUCACGUUCUAAGUUUGAAUCUAUUGUGGAAAAUCUAGUGAAGCGAACAAUUGGUCCUUGUCAGAAAGCCCUGCAGGAUGCAGACGUUAAGAAAUCAGACAUCGGUGAAGUUAUUCUUGUCGGUGGUAUGACUCGUAUGCCUAAGGUUUGUUAAUGUUUUAUGAAAUUUAGUCUAAAUUAGGACACAAUAAACAUCCGAUUAUAGUUCUUGUGGAGUAUAAAGCUACACUUCCGUCUCCGCUUCCCAGUCGGUCGUUAAAAAUUGUGUUGAAAGAAUAAGUUCCUGUCCAAUAUUUUAAACCAAAUAUAACAACUACUUCCUUGUAUUAAUAAUGAACUUCCGUUUUUCCCUCUUGUAUGUCCUUUUUUUAAACUUUGGAGCUAUUUUUUACAACGAUCUUUAUCAAUCAAAUUUAUGUAAGUAGAUUUUCGAUCAUUAUUAUAUAAAUUAUAAUGAUAUGCCUUCAAAAAUUGUAGUUUGAGUUACUUAAAAAGAAAAAUUUUCUUUAUUGUUGGUCACUCCAUGGUCAAGGUCACAGUCAGCGAGCAUAAAAUAUCAUUUUUUUUAAAAACCUUAGCUAUAAGAUAAUAUUAUUCUUUUAUUACUCCUAACAAUUGGAAAUGCUUUUGCAUGUGAAAAAUCACAUGCACUCAAAAAGCUCUAAAUUGCCAGUGCAUUACAGAAUGAUAAAAUGGACAGUUCGUGGGUUAAAUGCGCUUGAUAUAUAAAAAAAUAAUUUUUUAUUGCUCAUAAUUACUUAGGUGCAGGCAACUGUUCAAGAUCUGUUUGGUAGAACACCCAGUAAGGCUGUCAACCCUGAUGAAGCUGUUGCAAUUGGUGCUGCCAUUCAGGUAUUCUAUUUCUUGUAUUAUUGUUUUUUAAAUUUUAGAAGUUCACGAUAGGUUUAUCUAUUGUGGUUUUAUAACGUGCAUAUUUUUAAAAAAUAUUUUUGCCUAAAUAAUCUUACUUAAUUUUUAAUGCUAGGUACUUGAAUGCAAAAUUAAUAAUUUCUCCAACUUAAUGGCAUAUGAAUUAACUUUCUGCUCUAAGAUAUGGCAACUUUGUAAGGACAUUUGAAACAUUUGCUCACCACUGACAGUAUUUUUCCAUGUUCAAGAAUUUCUGUUAAAUAUAUACGCCAAGGGCAUUUGUCAUUUACAAAUCAUUUGAUCUUUUCCUAAAGGCAAUAUUAAUUGGCUGGCUUUUUGUUUCUUUGUAAGGGUGGUGUGCUUGCCGGUGAUGUCACAGAUGUCUUGCUUUUGGAUGUUACUCCACUAUCUCUUGGUAUUGAAACUCUGGGUGGUGUGUUCACGAAGCUUAUAAACAGAAACACCACAAUACCUACAAAAAAAAGUCAGGUAUGUACUAGAUACAAUCAGCUUCAGACUUUUUUUUUUAAAGCAGAAUAAGUAUAUUAGUGAUAAAUGUGUAUGAUUAAAACUAAUGAUGUUUGGCUGUAUUUUUAAGAUGAAUAGAACCAAGUAAUUAACCAAUGUACGUUAAAGCAGCAUACAAAUAAUUUCUAUCCCAGCAAACUGAUUUUUUUUUUUUUUGGUUAGAUAUUAUUUUUUCUCUUAAAAUAGUUACAAAAUUUUGUUUUUAUUGUAUAAAGCAUUUUUGUGCUUAUUUGUUUCAAGGAAAACUUAUAAUCUUGUGUUUGGACAUUUUAUACAUCAGAUUUUAUAAAUGCCUAUUCUAAUAUUAACAUAAUGGAAUUAGGGUUAUCUGAAAUAUUACCAGUGUAUUUGUAUACAGAGAUAUGUCAUCUCCUAGGUUUUCUCCACCGCUGCUGAUGGCCAAACACAAGUUGAAAUCAAAGUUCAUCAGGGAGAACGAGAGAUGGCCACUGACAAUAAACUUUUGGGACAGUUCACAUUGGUUGGUUUCUUUUUUUAUGUCUUAUAAAAGAUCCAUUUAUGGCAUUAUGCUCCAUUGAUUUACCAUCAAGAAAGGUUUCAUUAUAAAUUCUGUUGCUUGUAAUAGAUAAUUUGUUACUGUUGGAAAAAUUCUGUUUUGAUUCAAGUGAAAUUCAUUAUCUUUUUAGUGUCUUGUUUGUCAUUUAUAAGUUGUAAUAGUGUUGCUUUAUUUUUUGUACAGGUUGGAAUCCCUCCAGCUCCACGUGGUGUACCCCAGAUAGAAGUAACCUUUGAUAUCGAUGCCAAUGGUAUUGUCAAUGUAUCAGCAAGAGAUAAAGGAACUGGAAAAGAACAACAAAGUAUUUGAUUUUUUAUACAUAUAUAUAUUUAUUUUUUGUUAUUGUUAUUUUGUAAUGCCUUGUAUUCUUACCAUGGAAAAUCCAAAACUAUGGAUAAAAUAUCUACAUCAUCAAUCUGUUGAGAUUUUCAACCGUGCAUGAUCUUCAUUGGCUUUGUGCCACAGAGUAGAUUUCAAUGAAAGCCUUUUACUAAAUAUUAUAUUAACUGUCUAAUUAUUAUUUCAGUCGUUAUCCAGUCAUCCGGUGGAUUAUCUAAGGAUGAAAUUGAAAAUAUGGUGAGGAAUGCUGAGCUACAUGCAGAGGAGGAUAAAAAAAAGAAGGUACUAUACUUGUAAAUCACUGUUUUGAAAGUUAAACAUUUUUGUAUGUAGACUUGAUAUACAUCAUUUGCAUUACUUGAUUUAUGCUUAUGUAUUUAGGAACUCAUUGAGGUUCUCAAUCAAGCGGAUGGUAUAAUCCAUGAUACAGAAAGUAAAAUGGAGGAGUUUAAGGACCAGCUUCCUAAAGAAGAGGUAUUUUCUUCAAAUUUUAUAGACAAUCUUGCUUGUGUUAUGCUCUUGAUGAAGAAAAGUUUUUUUCAUCGUUUUAUUUUUGGAUUUACCUUAGGUUGAAUAUCGAAAUUUUACCAAUUAAAACUUGACAUAAAUGGAAUUAAUAUUUUUGAUUAUGCAUUUAUUUAAGAACUUAGCUUCUUAAUUUUCAGUAUAUUUUCUUGUAAAUUAAGUAACAUGUUUUUGUUGAUGAAAAUUACUGUUGAAGAUCUUUAAUAUUUGUCAAGAUUUUGAUACUGUGAUAAAGUACUCAAUAUUAUGAACCUUUUCAGUUUUGGUUUUACUUUUCAUUUGAGUUUUAUAAUUAAAUUCUUUUCAGUGCGAUAAACUGAAAGAGAAAAUUGCUACUGUUAAAGAAGUGAUUGCCAAAAAAGAUAGCAAAACUCCAGAAGAGAUCAAAAGGGAAACAAAUGAACUGCAACAAGCCUCCCUUAAACUUUUUGAGAUGGCCUACAAAAAGGUUAGUUUUUUUUUUAAAUACUACCAUAUUCAAGUAAGUUGUGAGAACAUAAUGGGCAAUGACAAAGAGCAUAUUUUUUCACUUUGAAGAUAUAAGGUGAACUUUUUCUACGUUGCAUAGUUUCCUAAAAAAUAAUUAUGUGUGAUUUCGUUGCUGGUGUGACUAGUGAUGUGUGACAGAUCACCUUUAGAAUAAUGCAAUUGUGGUUAAAGUCAUAUCCAAUUUUUAUAAGAUAUGUGAGCCAACGAUUUUAAAUUAAAAAGUUUUUGUUUUCAACCAGUAGCUAUUACUGUUCAUGUUUUUACUCUAUCCAUAUUUUUUUUCCCCAGAUGGCUGCUGACCGUGAGGGAUCAAGUGGUAGCUCCAGUGGAAGUUCUGAUUCAACUUCUGGGGGGGAUAAAAAAGAGGAUAAGAACUAAUGAGGAACGUGUUAGAGAAGUCAGAUUGGGUGAUUAGUUGUGCCGUUUUUUUGUUUUUUUUUUGUCAAGGCUAUAUAGAAAAUUCAUAUUUCAAAGUUUAAAAAACAAAAUCUUCCUAAAUUUUCAAUUUGUGUUAUGGUUUUAUGUGUUACAUUUUCACUCAAGAGGCUCUCCCUUGCUUCUAAUACUUGUACCAAUAGGAGUUCAUCAACGAAAUCUUGAUACUACUAAAGUUUUUAUCAAAUUGGGUCUGAGCUGAGAUAUGUAGAACUUAAUGAAUGACAUGGAGUUUUUACUUUAUUGAAAAGUAACUUGAAGUAAGAAAAAAAGCAUGAAAUGAUAGUAAUAAAUACAAGUAUAGCAUGAUAAUAUUCUAUUUUUUACCUGUCAGUUAUGAAACAAUUGACAUAAAAUAUUUUAAAAUGAUUAUUGAUCACUAGGUCCAAGAUGUGAUCUUGUUAAAGCUUUAAAAUCUAUAUAUUAUAUCAAGUUUUAAGAGGAGAUUGAAGUGUUCACUAUUAUUUGCAUAGACCUUGACUGAUGGACCACUUGACUGCAGCAAUAAUUAGGCAAAGGGUUCAUUACUUUUUUAUUUUUUUUUUUUUUAUAAAGCUUGGAUGCUACUGAUGUCUGAGUGUGACUCUGAGCAAAGAUGUAGAGCAUAAGUUGUUUCAUAAUGAAUGCAUGUAUUUUAUCAAUGAUUAGUUUCCAUAGCUCCUCAUGUAACAUUCAUAUGUUGUUCAUUGUUAUUGGUACCAGCCAGGUACUUGUACCAUAUUAUGUCUGUAACAGAUUUAUUUAUUUUUUUUUUACUUCUAUAUGUGUGUGUGUGUUUGUAGAAUGGAUACUUCAUUUGUUGUUAGUGAUUGAUAAACAGAAUUACCAGCAUUUUGCACAAGUUUGAUAAUAGAUCUUUCCUUGCAAGUUUAGAUGGUGAAUUACCAAUUUUGGGGGCAUUUUCAUGUUCUUAAGAAUUGUCCAAAAAUGUUUCAUUAUUAUUGUGAUAUUUACAGAAAAAUAAAAUAAAACAGUUCAAA